CCCGAACAGGUAUAUCAUGAUGAUUGAGAUCAACUCCUGGCUCCUUCUAAAAGAGUGGGGCAACCAGGUUCAAGUUCCAAAGGACCAGUAAGUGUUGGUGCAACCCCGCCAUCUCUGGUCGCGUGAAGUUGAAAGAAGAGAAGAGAAGCAGCAACCAUCAAGGUAGAUAGCGUUCCAAGGAAAAAUACCAUAAAAGGGUACGGAGUACCUUCCAGUCUUAUAAGUGUCAAGCUUCAUCUUUUGAUACCCCCGCUUGGACCACUCUUGUAUUCUUUACAUUUGCUGCCGUUGUUUAACUAUCACCUCUGUUCAACAUGUCUAUGAGCGUAGCCGAGUGUGCCCCAGUCCGUGAUGGAUACCCUCGCCCGUUCCCAAACACACCAACAAAUGUAUUGGCGCAGAUGCGUCUGAGCGGAAAGGUUGUCGUGAUCACAGGAGCUGCAGAUGGCAUCGGCUACGCAGUGGCUGAAGCCAUGGCUGAGGCUAAUGCCGAUAUUGCCAUGUGGUACAACUCCAAUGAUGCAGCCGUCGGGAAAGCGCAGGCACUGGCUUCUGCUCAUGGGAUUAGAGCUGCUGCUUACAAGGUCGACGUUUCGGAUGCGGAUGCCGUUCAACAAGCGAUUGCAGAUGUCGCGAAAGACUUUGGCAAAAUUGAUGUGUUUAUCGCAAACGCCGGAAUGGCUAUUUCCAAGCCUCUCCUGGAGCAAACACUGGAAGAAUAUCGGAAGCAGAUGUCGGUGAACGUGGAUGGCGUUCUCUACUGCGCCAAAUAUGUUGGAGAGGUAUUCAAACAACAAGGCUUCGGUAACCUGAUCAUCACCUCUAGCAUGAGUGGCCACAUUGUCAAUGUCCCCGUUGAUCAACCUGUCUACAAUGGCAGCAAGGCCUUCGUGACGCACUUGGGAAAAUCACUUGCUCGCGAGUGGAGAGAGUUCGCCCGUGUUAACAUUGUCUCUCCUGGCUUUUUCGAUACCAAGAUGGGUGCCAGUCCGCAAACGGUCAACGAAGCCUAUCGGAUGGCGCCGCUUGGGAGGCAGGGCCAUGUGAAGGAGAUCAAGGGAUUGUAUCUGUAUCUCGCCAGCGACGCGUCUACAUUCAUGACGGGCAGUGAUGUCCUCAUUGACGGUGGUUACGUGCUACCAUGAGUCAAAUAUGCUUCCACUUUGUUGCUGAUAGUAUUGAUAGUUUGUUUACUUAUCAAGCUGGAUUCCAUGUGAUAGACUACUAGUUAUAGCUGGUGCUCC
Aspergillus eucalypticola CBS 122712 is the source of this 1244-nucleotide messenger RNA. RefSeq names its product short chain dehydrogenase. The coding region runs from base 315 to 1145 and encodes 276 amino acids. Gene Ontology annotation, cellular component: intracellular anatomical structure. Gene Ontology annotation, molecular function: oxidoreductase activity, acting on NAD(P)H, oxygen as acceptor. The transcript has 5 exons. The record is from RefSeq and is a predicted model, not a curated record. NCBI's taxonomy places the organism in Eukaryota, Fungi, Ascomycota, Eurotiomycetes, Eurotiales, Aspergillaceae.